Lindgomyces ingoldianus is the source of this 1734-nucleotide messenger RNA. Its product is annotated as beta-lactamase/transpeptidase-like protein. NCBI's taxonomy places the organism in Eukaryota, Fungi, Ascomycota, Dothideomycetes, Pleosporales, Lindgomycetaceae. The coding region runs from base 1 to 1734 and encodes 577 amino acids. The transcript has a single exon. The record is from RefSeq and is a predicted model, not a curated record.
AUGGGUCGCUUAAUUUUUCCCUCAACUUUUCUUACUCUUUUGUUGUCUGUUCCAUUUGCUUCAUGUUCUUGCCCAUUAUACGGCCCUGUAUUUCCAAUCCCGACAAAUCUCGCCAACUCAAAUGUCACCCAAGAAGCACUUCAAACCCUUACGGAAGCCAUUUCUACUAGCUUCGAUGCAGGGAACUCGUCCUACGGUCCCGUAGACUCCACCGCUGCCUACGCAAUCCAAGUCUUCUCCCUCGAUUCCGAGACGGCCUUGUGGGAAUACUACCAUGACGGGAUCACGCUUUCAAACACCACGGGUGUUCAAAAGCUCGAUGGAGAUUCCAUUUUCCGAAUUGGAAGUAUAUCGAAGCUGAUCACUGUCUAUCUCAUUCUCACCGAACUCGGCGACAGCAUUUGGAGCGACCCGGUCACGAAACAUAUCCCGGAGCUGCGUAACCGAACUAAAAGUCUAGGAGACUCAGUGAACUACGUGAAUUGGGAUCAAAUCACAAUGGGGGCCCUCGCCGGGCACGUCGCAGGGUUGCCGAGAGAUUUCAUUGAUCUGUUCGGCUUGUAUGCAAUCCAAGACCCCACGUUUGGCCUUCCCAUACUAUCACCCUCGGAAUACCCAGCGUGUAUUUUGACCGAGACGAAUUAUACAUGCGAUCGGGCGGCGUUUUUUGAUGCUAUCAAUGAUAGCUACCCUUCCUUUUUGCCGAAUACGAAAGCAACCUAUAGUGACACUGGAAUCAUGCUCCUCGGAUACGCCAUUUCCAGUAUCACAGGCAAACCAUUCGAGGAUAUUUUGAAGACAGCUCUGAUAGAUCCUCUUGGCUUGACCGGGACCUCAUUCUCCAAACCCGAGGAUACAAAGGGCGUGAUACCCUUCAACAUAACCGCCAGUGAAUGGGCCCGAGACUUCGGGGCCGCUGCACCCAUGGGCGGGCUUUACGCCUCCACAAACGACCUCUCCAAGAUCGGACGGUCAAUACUGAAUUCCACACUCCUGGACCAAAACACCACGCGAGCAUGGCUAAAACCAACGGCAUUCACCUCCAGUCCUCUCGGCUUCGUGGGCCGGCCUUGGGAAAUCUUCCGAGCUGUCGACCUUGGUCCUAGUAAACGACUCAUCGACCUCUAUACUAAGUCAGGAGAAAUUGGAUUGUACCAUACGAAUCUAAUCGUGGUGCCAGACUACAACAUCGGCUUUGUAACCGCAGUUGCGGGCACCGGAGCGCAUCUCUUCCUCGACAAUCUUAUCGUUGACACGCUAUUCCCAGCUGUCGAGGCCGUAGCUCGCGAGCAAGCAGCCGCAGCAUAUGUGGGGAAAUUCACCGCCCCCAAGGACCUAAAUUUAAACUCUAGUGUGACAUUUAUCACCGAUGCUACACUCCCUGGCCUGGGUAUAUCAGAGUGGGUGAGCAACGGCACGGAUUUCCUAGCUGUGCUUUCUAGUCUCGGUUUUGGCGACAUCACACCUGAUACUCUGCGCCUGUUGCCUACCAACCUGGAACGAGCGACGGGAAAUGGUACCGAAGUGGCGUGGCGCAUGAGCCUCUCUUUCGAGACGCAAAGUGCCAAAAAGGGCCCAUUUUCAGCUUGUGAUUCGUGGUUUAACGUGGAUCUUUUGACGCUGGGGAAGUUUGCAAUUGAUGAAUUUAUAUUCACAUUGAGUGGUGAUGGGGAUGAGAAGGCGGUGAGUGUGGAUUUGAGGGCUUUCAAGGUUGUGUUGGAGAGGGAGGGAUGA